This is a messenger RNA of Penicillium cosmopolitanum, 912 nucleotides long. Its product is annotated as SMP-30/gluconolactonase/LRE family protein. The transcript is spliced from 2 exons. The coding region runs from base 1 to 912 and encodes 303 amino acids. The record is from RefSeq and is a predicted model, not a curated record. Lineage: Eukaryota; Fungi; Ascomycota; Eurotiomycetes; Eurotiales; Aspergillaceae.
AUGAAUUUCUACCCCACACCACCAGUGAUACAGGCCGAGGUGUACGUCCAAAUCCCCGCUUCUUUGCGGUGCAGCGGACAACCGACCGAGUGGCUUGGUGGAUCUGCGACUCCAGCUUCGGACAUUUUCCUAGAAGGUCCGACGUGGAGGAGCAGCGGUGAUCUCUAUGUGACCGACAUUCCUUAUGGACGGAUUUUGAAGAUUGACCCACUGAAACAAGUCACGGAGUGUGUGCGAUAUGAUGGAGAGCCCAAUGGUCUUGCUUUGCGGGAUGAUGGAUGUAUGCUCGUUGCCGACUACAAGCAGGGUCUUCUUUUAUUCGACCCCCAAAAUGAUCAAAUGUCUUCUUUCCUGACGCGCCGAAAUCUCGAACGUUUCAAAGGCCUCAAUGACUUGGUCAUAUCAUCCAAAGGCGAGAUCUAUUUCACAGACCAGGGUCAAACUGGUAUGACCGACCAAACCGGUCGUGUUUAUCGUCUCACCAAGGAUGGCAGAUUGGACUGCCUUCUCGACAAUGGUAUCUCCCCAAAUGGAAUUGUCUUAUCCCCGGACGAACGGUUCCUGUACGUGGCUAUGACUCGCUCAAAUGCGGUCUGGAGGCUCCCCCUCAACGCCGAUGGGAGUACGACAAAAGCUGGAUUAUUUUUCCAAUCGUUCGGCUGCGCUGGUCCUGAUGGGUUGGCAGUUGAUGAGGAAGGCAGUUUGUUCAUAUGUCACCCUAGUCUUGGGUCUGUUUUCGUGGUCGACUCGGAUGGUGUUCCCAAAGCGAGGAUCGUGACGGCCCCUGAGGGAGGAAAGAACUUGACAAAUUGCACAUUCGGAGGUGAAGAUGGAAAAACUAUCUUCAUCACUGAUAGUAUCAAGGGCAAUAUUCAGUGUGUGCCAUGGCACUGCAGGGGUGCUCGUACCUAG